CACAGCGCUAACAGUAGGUUAAAAUUAAUUUGGUCAGUUUGUCCGUCACAUGUCCCGCAGUUCGCCGCAGCUCGUGCAUUUCCCCCCCCCACGCGGGUCCCGGUUAUUCGUUAUCACCAUUUUCCUGGUAUUUUCCCGGAGACUGGUCGGCGGCUCCACUGUUCCCGCCCCUGUCGCCGCUUCCUCGCUCCUCCCCGCAUCUCGCAUCCUAGGCUUCCCGCUUCUGCGCACCUCGACCGGGCCUAAGCCGUCCGCUUUCACUCGUUCACUUUCCCCUUGACGCGACCAGCAUGUCGGAGUACAGUGCGGUUCCCCCGCCCGGGGCUGGAGCUUCCCUGGGCGGACAGCCUCCGCUGGGCGCCGGGGGUGGCCUGAAGAAGGACGCGUUUGCGGACGCCGUGCAGCGGGCCCGUCAGAUCGCAGCAAAGAUCGGGGGGGAUGCCGGGGGAGCCCCACUGAACAACAGCGCCGCCCCAGAGGGCUUCCCCUAUACAGCACAGAAGCGGCAGCUGGAAGAUGCAGAACAGCCAGAAAGUAAGAAAAUGGCGUCCCAGAGUGACCGUGACUCUGCCACUUCUCUAUCGAUCGGAGCCCAGCUGGCUGCCUUAGCACAGCAGAGGCCGACGACCGCCACAGAGGAGUACAGUGUCCCCGAUGGCAUGGUUGGGCUCAAGCCUCAGGUGCCCCCCCCAGAGUGUCCAGUUAUUGGCAGAGGGGGUGAACAGAUCAACAAGAUUCAGCACGACUCUGGCUGUAAGGUUCAGAUCGCCCCAGAUAGUGGAGGGCUUCCAGAAAGGAAUGUGUCCCUCACCGGCUCUCCAGAAUCCAUACAGAAGGCAAAGAUGUUCCUGGAUGAGAUCGUAUCUCGAGGGAGGGGCACGCCCCCAUCCUCAUUCCACGAGUCCACCAAUGGGCAGAGCGGCUCUGUGCAGGAGAUGAUGAUUCCUGCUGGCAAGGCUGGACUCAUCAUCGGCAAGGGGGGGGAAACCAUCAAGCAGCUGCAGGAGCGCGCGGGAGUGAAGAUGAUCCUGAUCCAGGAUGGUUCCCAGAACCCAAAUAUGGACAAACCCCUGCGCAUCAUCGGGGAGCCGUACAAAGUGCAGCAAGCGCGGGAGCUGGUGCAGGAGAUCCUGCGGGAGAGGGACCACCCAGGAUUCGGAGACAGGAGCGAGUACGGCUCCCGCAUGGGGGGGGGCGGCGGUGGCGGCGGCGGCAUGGAUGUGCCCGUCCCCCGCCACUCUGUUGGUGUCGUCAUCGGGCGCAACGGCGAGAUGAUCAAGAAAAUCCAGAACGAUGCCGGAGUCAGGAUACAGUUCAAGCCGGAUGACGGCGUAGGGCCAGACAAGGUGGCACACAUAAUGGGUCCCCCGGAUCGCUGCGAGCACGCUGCCCGCAUCAUCGCAGACCUGCUGCAGAGUAUCCGUGCACGUGAAGAAGGCCAGGGGGGGCCCCCAGGACCCCCGGGCAUGCCACCAGGGAACAGGGGACGGGGCCGAGGCCAGGGUGGCUGGGGCCCCCCCACCGGCGAGGUCACCUUCUCCAUCCCUAGCCACAAGUGUGGCCUGGUCAUCGGCCGCGGGGGCGAGAACGUCAAGGCCAUCAACCAGCAGACGGGGGCCUUCGUGGAGAUCUCUCGCCAGCUGCCCCCCAACGGGGACCCCAACUACAAGCUGUUCAUCAUUCGUGGCUCCCCCCAGCAGAUCGACCACGCCAAGCAGCUGAUUGAGGAUAAGAUAGAGGGUCCGCUUUGUCCUUUGGGUCUGGGUCCAGGAGGUCCCGGCCCAGCUGGGCACAUGGGGCCUUAUAACCCCAAUCCGUACAACCCCGGCCCACCAGGCGCCCCUGGUCCCCAAGGCUCAUGGGGCCCUUUUCCUUGCAGUGGGGGGCCCCCAGCUCCACAUCAGUACCCCCCUCAGGGCUGGGGAAACACCUACCAGCAGUGGCAGCCCCCCGGACCUCACGACCCCAGCAAGGCAGCUGCAGCAGACCCCAACGCGGCCUGGGCCGCCUACUACGCCCAGUACUACCAGCAACCCGGUGGGCCUGUGCCCAACCAGCCCCCCUCCGCGCCCGCGGGGGCACCGGUGCCCGGCGAGCAGCCCCAGGCCGCUCAGACCCCUGCUGGGCAGCCAGACUACACCAAGGCCUGGGAGGAGUACUACAAGAAGAUGGCCCAAGCCGGCGGCACGGCAGCAGCCCCGGCCAGCGGAGGCGGCCAGCCUGACUACAGCGCUGCCUGGGCGGAGUACUACAGACAGCAGGCCGCUUACUACGGACAGCCGGGGGCCGCCACCCCAGGGCAGGCGGCCGCCCCGCAGCCCGGACAGCAGGCGCAGUGAAGAGACACGGAUCCGAAUCGGAGGCAGGAGAUGAGCACCGGGCGGCAUUCUGCUAAACCAGCCAGCAAUCUGGACACUUCUUCGUUUUUAAGUCUGUUUUUAUGUUUUUGAGCGAAGCUGUGUUGCCUCACCUUCCAGCAGGGUGUCGGCCCUCGUCUUUUUUUUUU
Messenger RNA from Paramormyrops kingsleyae, 2506 nucleotides. Its product is annotated as far upstream element-binding protein 2. Lineage: Eukaryota; Metazoa; Chordata; Actinopteri; Osteoglossiformes; Mormyridae. The record is from RefSeq and is a predicted model, not a curated record. Gene Ontology annotation, biological process: regulation of DNA-templated transcription. Gene Ontology annotation, molecular function: RNA binding.